AUGGACCCCGAUAUGCGCCUCCGAUAUGAGGGAGUGGUGAACGCCCUCUCCGACGCGGAACACCGUCAAGUCGCGCGGGACAUCCGGCACGACCACAUGAAGGCUCUCGGUGACAACGCGACUUUGACCGCUCUCAACACUCGCCUUCGGCAGGACCUGGAGAGCGAGCGACUGGAGCGCGCUGAGGAUAUUGCGAGGCUAUCCGACAAGCAACAGGCGAUUGUCGCUGACCUGACGCAGCAACUUGGGAGGGGACAGUCGGAGAGGAGGAGCGAGGCGUUGUCGACGCAGCUCGGUGCGUGCAGGCAGGCCCUGCAGCUUCAGAAUACGCGCGUUGCGGAGUUGGAAGAAGCUCUUGCGAACUUGAGGAACGCGGAGCAUCAACGGGCGAAGAUGCUGCACGAGGAGCGACCUCUCGCGCGCUCGGGUGAAAUCAGUAGCCAAGCGGCGCGUAGCGGUGAUGCGACAGAAGAGGAGAGCACAGGUACUACGGCUCAAGGAGCGCCAUCUGUGAGCUCAACACCUGACGAUUUCGUGGACGAUGGAGCAACGCCUCCUGCAUGGGACGGGCCUUCUGCUCUUAACGACCAGCUCGAAGACGAUGAUCCAGUAGGGGAUUUUGGUGGCGCUUCCGACGAUGAUGCACGGCAUUCUCCGUCUGCGACACCUGGACCGGCACCGACAGCUAGUUCUCAACGCAAGCGCCGAGCAAAGGCAACGACAGAUGUGGCUGGUUCAAGCACACGAACCUCAGCUCGGCUAUCGGCUGCGACGCGGCACUCUGCCACGCCGAGUUCAGCACCUUCGAGUACAAACCAGCGCAAGUCGAGGAGGAAUAAACGUCGUGCCGAUUGGGAUGAAGCUGGAGAGGUCGACCUGCACCCGGAGAAGCGCCAGAAAAGUACAGACUUGAGCUCGGCGUCCGUGGCGUCUAUGUUUGCAGCUUAUCCUUCUGGCACUGCCAACAGCGACAAGAUCAGCAUUCGAUGCUUCGUUGACGACGAUACGUUGACGACAAUAUGGGAUAAGCAUUGCAAGGUGGAUCUUGACCCAUUCAAGCACUGCUCAGACGAUACUGAAAUCGUGUAUGAGAUAGGGGAUAUCAUUCUCUUCAGAAAUGACUGGUACGACAUGAGAGGUCCUGCAGACAUUCUUGAGACUUCCAAGCAGUUUCCCCUCGUCUGGACGGGUAUCUUGUGCAAUUAUAGCUCGGGGAACCCGUACGAGCAAACAGAAGACGGUAUCGUGGCGCUGCCGGUGCAUUCGGAGGACGAACCCAUCACAUCUAUUGCUGUCAUGUGGCUCUUCUCUCAGAACGACAUUACGAAGACCCUCGAUAAAACGGUAAAGCAUCACCAGUAUCUCGAUAUCGUGGACGAGACAAACCUUCGAGCGACGUUCUUUGGAGGCAAUGUGCCAGAGAAACAGCGCUUCUUCUCUUCUGAGCUUGAGUGGAUGAAUGUCGGGGAUCUCUGCGGCCAUCUUAACCCGCGCGACAUUGGGUGCGCUCCGGACUCUGGUCGAGCGGUUAUUGUCGACUGGUCGGGCCCCGUGCUAGAGCAUAGAGAGGAGAUGCGCAGACCCAAGGGGGCUAGAAAGUCUCAGCUUACACAUAUCUACACGCUGAAGCAAGGGACUGGGCUGGGCGAUGACGACUUUCCUGACGGGUGGAUCCAUGAGUGA
Messenger RNA from Peniophora sp. CBMAI 1063, 1683 nucleotides. Lineage: Eukaryota; Fungi; Basidiomycota; Agaricomycetes; Russulales; Peniophoraceae. The record is from the annotation of a GenBank genome assembly.